UAAUUUUUCCCGAGACCUAUUUCCACCGGCGGGCUCGGAAAUUUGGCAAGCCGCGACGACGACGUCGUGGACGUCGAGACGCCUCGCCGUGACCAGUGGACGUCGUCACCUGCAGUUCACCUAGUGCCGGCCGGUCAUCAUCACUACGGCACAAAAAAAAAUAGAUUUUAGUGUUGCAUCAACAAAAUCACCAUUUUAGGUGUUAGUGAACCAUUUGAUAUACAUUGUAGAUCAUUUUUCAUCAAGACGAAAAUAAAAAGUCGAAGUCGAUAGUUAAGCCCUUAGGGGCCUCGGAUAUUGCCUGUGAUAAACUUAAUCGAAAAAUCAACAAACAGUAUAAAAAUCGACUGAAUAAUGGAACAAUUCGAACAAUUGCUGACUUGUGCCAUUUGUUUGGAUCGGUACAGAAAUCCAAAAUUACUGCCAUGUCAGCACAGUUUUUGCAUGGAACCUUGUCUAGAGGGGCUAGUGGACUAUGUUAGAAGACAAGUGAAAUGUCCAGAAUGCAGGGCGGAACACAGGAUUCCGUACCAGGGGGUGCAGGGCUUCCCGACCAACGUGACCCUUCAAAGAUUCCUCGAGCUACACAUUGAAAUAACCGGUGAACUGCCGGACCCGACCAGCGGCCAGGUGAUGGAGCGUUGCAACGUGUGCAGCGAAAAGGCGUACUGCUCCUUUUGUUCGCACUGUGAUAAAAAGAUUUGCGAGGAGUGCAAAGGCGCGCACAUGGAAAUAUUGCGCAGAGAAAUCACCAGAAUCAACAAUCAGAUCCGUAGGGGUAUACACAGGUUGCAAGAUACGUUGUCGUUGGUUGAGAAGAACGCGCAGGGUAUACAGACCAACUGUCUUUCGGUUGGAGAAGAGGUGGAAGAGAUUUACAGACGCCUUAAUAAAGCACUUAAAGAUCGUACUGAUUAUUUGAGAACCGAGAUCGGUAAAUAUUUGGGUACAGAAUUACGAAGCCUCAAUACUUUGAAGGAUAAUUUAGAGUUGGAAAUAUCGAACAUAUUAAGUAACUGCGAUUUAGCUGACAAGCAUAUGGCCGAAGGCAAUGAUAUGUGGGAUGAUUGCGAACUUAUGGACACGAAAGAGAUAUUUUUAAAGACUGUCGAGUUUAUACGAAAUUUCGAAUAUGAAAACCCCGAUUACAACAGAAAAGUGCGCUUAGUUUUGGCCCACGAUCCUAACCAACUUGUACUUCAUGUUGCAGGUUUUGGUGACUUAAACAUAGCAAACAGCCACCUGAACACGGGCAGUCAUUUGACGCCAAGUCCUGGUUUGAUGCGAUCGAAGAGCGACCACCGGUUGGCCGCUCAAUUCAAACAUAACCAGGAAGGUUACGGCGAAAGAGGUUACGGUGAUCAGGACGAACCACUUCUCGGUGGCCGGAAGUUCGGCGAGCGCAAAAAAGAGCCCACGUCGACCUCCGACAGAUACGGAGACCGGUACGGCAGGGGCGGCAAUGAUUACGGCGACGAUUAUGACGGGGAAACCAGGCCGACAAGGUCACGCUACUCGCGAUACAGGCGCCACCAGGCUGGAGACAACGACUCUGACCAAGAACAGCCUAGAAACGUAAAAUUCGAUCACAAAAAGGAGGAUAGAGAACGCGUUAUCGAUACGGAAGAUGUAGCUCGAGGUCCUUUGAGUGGUAUUACUCGUUUGGCCGACUCGCCGCGCGUCAUGAAAAAAUUGCAGGAUAACGAGAGCGGUAAAAAAAAGGAAAAGGAAGCGCCUGCCCCUCCGCCGGCCGCCCCUCAGCCCAAACAGCCGGCACCAAAGAGGCCGCCGCCGCCCCCUGCCACCCGACAAGUGAGCGAGGAUGACGAGAUUGCGAGAAUUAAGAAACAAAAUAAGGCUAGUAGCUCUACUACCGAGACCGCCGCCGAAACUCGUCCCGCCGCUGAACGCACUACCCUCGCAGACUCAGGCGACAGGCACAGUGCUCAGAGGAAGACCCCCGCCCCAGAGGCUGUUUCCAGCACUGAAGAAACGGACGAAUCAGUUAGCUCGCUCCAACAAACGCAACGCAAAACUGCCGCCAGUAAAACCGCAGCCGCAGCUACGCGCCGUGCUUCGGACGCGGGACACAAAAAAUCCGCCAGAUCAGCCAGCUCUGACUCAUCCUCUGAUGCUUCCACUGGCUCGUCUAGUGCUAUUAGAGGCACCGGUGCGCCUUUUACUACUGAAGAAGUAAAGCAGAAAUACUUAUCGAGAGGUAGCGUUGAUAAUACACCAGAUAAUAGAACUAGAUUGUCUUCCACGGGGUCUAACAAAGAUGCCAAACCGUUUCAAAGUAGAUUUUUGAAUAAGAGUAGCCCGGCUCCACCACCCGCUAAAGACGAUGAGGAAACAGAAUCUAGCUCUGAGGAGGAGACUGAUGAAACUGAAUCUGAAGAAGAGUCUGUUAAGAAACCUGAAACGAAAGAGAUGGCUAAAUCUGAUAUAGGGCCUUUAUUGGCAAGAAGCGCAAAUGCCAGAGAUAAUAGCGCUGAAACGGAUCGUAAGAAUAGUAGAGAUUCUUACAGUAGUAGGAAUAAAUACGCAUCGCCAAGAGAAGAAUCGCCCAAGUACACUCGUACAAGACCAGUCCCGAAAGAAGAAGAACCGCGUUACAACUACACAAGCCGGUUUUUGAAUAAAAGCAAAUCAUCGGCGGCCAUAGCGCCACCGGCAGCGGAAGAAGACGAUCAUACGCGAGACGAGGAUAAGUACCCGACCGGGAGGUCGCGCUACAUGGCACUAAAAGAGCGCAGGCAGCGAUUGGCGCGCAGCAGAAGCAACCAGCAUUUCGGCGACGAGGACGACAACGACGAGCCAGUCUCUCCCACGACAUCGAACCCGUCAGCAUACCUCGCAUCCCGUGGCUACGGCUCGGCAUCGUCUUCAAGUCAUGAUCUUGCCCGAAGCCGGUCCACGCACGCCCUCAAAUCCAGAGACAACUCGCCAGAUCGCCCUGGUACGGAGAAAGAUGGAGCUGCGUUGAGCUCGUGGGCGCGCUAUCUAAAAAACAAGUAUGGAAAUAGGAGUGGAGCAAAGGACAAGGAUUCCGCAGGGGCUACUUCGUUGACCCCUUCAUCAAGCAGUUCGGCAACAGCAAGGAGACUUAGUCUCGGAUUGCCGCUGAGGUCGUCCACCGAAUUGGCCAGUUCUGAUGAUGAUUCAAAAAACGUGAAAGGCUCCCCCACUACCCCUACAGCAGCUACGGCACAGGCAGCAGCCGGUAUCGCAGUGGCAGCGGCAGGUACCUCCCCUAAGAGUCAGUACCUGCAAAAAGCCCAGCAGCUGUUCGAGCUAGGUAGUCGGGGGAGCGAAGCCGGAUGUUUUACGUGGCCGCGCGGCGUUGCCGUCGGCCCGGACAACAGCAUCGUCGUCGCCGAUUCCUCCAACCAUCGCGUGCAAGUGUUCGACAACAAUGGCCGUUUCCUCAAGGAGUUCGGCCAGUACGGCAACGGCGAGGGAGAGUUCGACUGUCUCGCCGGCGUUGCCGUCAAUCGCAUCGGCCAGUACAUCAUCGCCGACAGAUACAACCAUAGGAUACAGGUCUUUGAUCCUUCAGGAACAUUCUUAAGAUCCUUUGGAAGCCAGGGAACAUCAGAUGGCAGAUUUAAUUACCCAUGGGGUAUAACAACAGAUGCCCUAGGUUUUAUUUACGUUUGUGAUAAAGAAAACCACAGAGUGCAGGUUUUCCAAUCAGAUGGCACCUUUGUGGGCAAAUUUGGCUCCAUGGGAAGCAAAGAAGGUCAACUAGAACACCCGCAUUACAUUGCAGUAUCGAACACCAACAGAGUAGUUGUGUCAGAUUCAAACAACCACCGCAUUCAAAUUUUCGAUGUCAACGGCAAAGUUAUAACGUCUUUCGGCACUGAAGGCUCUGAAGAAGGCCAGUUUAAGUUCCCCAGAGGUGUAGCCGUAGACGAUCAAGGCUACAUUUGCGUGGCAGAUUCUGGAAACAACAGAAUACAGAUUUUCCAACCCGAUGGUACUUUUUUGAAGGCCUUCGGGUCCUGGGGACUUGGCAAAGGCGAGUUCAAAGGUUUGGAAGGUGUUGCCAUGACGCAAAAUGGACAUAUUCUUGUGUGUGAUCGAGAAAACCAUAGAAUUCAAGUGUUUUAAAUUUCGAUUAAUUCUUCUAAUAUUUUUUUCAAUGAUAAAGUGUGUUAUAACUUACAAACAAUAAACUUAUUUGCAUUUCUUU
Molecule: messenger RNA, 4198 nt
Organism: Brassicogethes aeneus
Lineage: Eukaryota; Metazoa; Arthropoda; Insecta; Coleoptera; Nitidulidae
Source: the annotation of a GenBank genome assembly